Messenger RNA from Tupaia belangeri chinensis (Chinese tree shrew), 616 nucleotides. RefSeq names its product stromal cell derived factor 2 like 1 (gene SDF2L1). Lineage: Eukaryota; Metazoa; Chordata; Mammalia; Scandentia; Tupaiidae. The record is from RefSeq and is a predicted model, not a curated record.
CGACAUCAAAUACGGAUCCGGUAGCGGCCAACAGUCGGUGACCGGCGUGGAGGCAUCGGACGACGCCAAUAGCUACUGGCGGAUCCGCGGCGGUUCGGAGGGCGGGUGUCCCCGCGGGUCCCCGGUGCGCUGCGGGCAGGCGGUGCGGCUCACGCACCGCCUCACUGGCAAGAACCUGCACACGCACCACUUCCCGUCCCCGCUGUCCAGCAACCAGGAGGUGAGCGCCUUCGGGGAGGACGGCGAGGGUGACGACCUGGACCUGUGGACCGUGCGCUGCCCUGGGCAGCACUGGGAACGAGAGGCCGCUGUCCGCUUCCAGCACGUGGGCACCUCUGUGUUCCUGUCGGUCACGGGCGAGCAGUACGGGAGCCCCAUCCGUGGGCAGCACGAGGUCCACGGCAUGCCCAGCGCCAACACGCACAAUACGUGGAAGGCCAUGGAAGGCAUCUUCAUCAAGCCCAGCGCGGAACCCUCUGCAGGCCAUGACGAACUCUGAGUGGGAGGCAGGGAGGGAAGGUGGUCGGGCGGGCGUCUACACGGCCACUCUCAGCGGAGACUUUGGGUUUGUAGGAGUCCUCAAGUGCCUUUAUGAUUAAAGAAUGUUGGUCUGUGA